Messenger RNA from Miniopterus natalensis, 984 nucleotides. It is a transcript of the gene RHOH, whose product is annotated as ras homolog family member H. Gene Ontology annotation, molecular function: GTPase activity; GTP binding. Gene Ontology annotation, biological process: small GTPase-mediated signal transduction. Lineage: Eukaryota; Metazoa; Chordata; Mammalia; Chiroptera; Miniopteridae. The record is from RefSeq and is a predicted model, not a curated record.
AUUAAGCUACAACUCUCCUGCCAGGGCCCCAAGCACUGAGAUGUUCCCAAAGUGGCUGGCAUCCAUUAGAAACCUAGGGCAGAGAGCGCUGUCAGCUGCCUUCCCUGCUUCUUGGAGCGGAAGUCGGAGAGCUGUUUGAAAACGUCUCAUUCACACGCCAGGUGAAGAACAGACUUUGGAGCUCUCUCGGGUGGAUGGAGAGAAGUGACAUUCUGCAAAUCGCUGUCGGGGGUCUUGAGAACACAAACCCAUCUGUUUUUUAUUCCCUGUGUUGAAUGGCUUUUGCUUCAGCCAUUCAGGGAUUCUGAACUUAUAACUAGGGAGCCAGGCUGCGAAGAUGCUGAGUUCCAUUAAGUGUGUGUUGGUGGGAGACUCCGCUGUGGGGAAAACCUCCCUGUUGGUGCGCUUCACCUCAGAGACCUUCCCCGAGGCCUACAAGCCCACGGUGUAUGAGAACACGGGCGUGGAUGUCUUCAUGGACGGCAUGCAGAUCAGCCUGGGUCUCUGGGACACAGCUGGCAAUGACGCCUUCAAAAGCAUCCGUCCCCUGUCCUACCAGCAGGCCGAUGUGGUCCUGAUGUGCUACUCUGUGGCCAACCAUAACUCUUUCCAGAACUUGAAGAACAAGUGGAUUGAUGAGAUCAGGAACAAUUUGCCCUGUACCCCUGUGCUGGUGGUGGCUACCCAAACUGACCAGCGGGAGAUGGGGCCCCACAGGGCCGCCUGCAUCAGUGCCAUAGAUGGGAAGAGACUGGCCCAGGAUGUGAGAGCAAAGGGCUACCUGGAGUGCUCAGCCCUUAGCAAUCGGGGAGUACAGCAGGUGUUUGAGUGUGCCGUCCGAACUGCCGUCAACCAAGCCAGGAGGCGCAACAGGAGGAAGCUCUUCUCCAUUAACGAGUGCAAGAUCUUCUAACCUCCAAGAGACUCCACCCAACACUCAUUUUCUCACCCCAAAGACUAAUGGGGACAGGAAGAGCAAGCACA